Molecule: messenger RNA, 4143 nt
Organism: Limulus polyphemus (Atlantic horseshoe crab)
Lineage: Eukaryota; Metazoa; Arthropoda; Merostomata; Xiphosura; Limulidae
Product: paired box protein Pax-6-like
Exons: 10
Coding region: 212-1624 (470 amino acids)
Biological process (GO): regulation of transcription by RNA polymerase II; anatomical structure development
Molecular function (GO): RNA polymerase II cis-regulatory region sequence-specific DNA binding; DNA-binding transcription factor activity, RNA polymerase II-specific
Source: RefSeq, a predicted model, not a curated record
UAGAAGAUCCAAGGAAUCAAGUCUUCUAGACAAUACUAGGGAGUUGUCAAAGUGGGAGUAGACGUAGUAGUCAGUAAUUUACCCGUUACCACUCAAUUAAACCGAAAAAGCGAAGAACAUUCUAACUGAGGCUGCACGUGGAGACUCGUCCAUAGCUAGGCCUAACUUUUGGUCGCUGUGGCUUUUUCCGAGUUUAGGAAUUUUGAAGGAGAUGCCACACAAAGAUUUUGACCCGUGUCGCCCUGGUCCACUUCGCCAGUCGUCUAUCACUGAUCCAGGACACAGUGGUAUAAACCAACUGGGAGGUAUUUACGUCAACGGUCGGCCGCUGCCAGACUCCACCAGACAGAAGAUCGUAGAACUGGCCCACAGCGGCGCGAGGCCCUGCGACAUCUCCCGUAUUCUUCAGGUUUCUAAUGGUUGUGUUUCCAAGAUCCUCGGCCGAUAUUACGAAACCGGAUCCAUCCGACCCCGAGCUAUCGGGGGAAGCAAACCCCGUGUGGCCACACCUUCUGUGGUGGCCAAAAUUGCUCAUUACAAACGGGAGUGUCCCUCCAUUUUUGCCUGGGAGAUUCGAGAUAGACUGCUGUCUGAUGGAGUAUGCAAUAACGAUAACGUUCCCAGUGUUUCGUCGAUUAAUCGAGUUUUACGAAAUCUUGCGGCUAAAAAGGAACAACAAGCGCAAGAUACUGUUUACGAUAAAUUGCGCCUGCUCAAUGGACAAGCUUGGCCUCGCCCAAACCCAUGGUACCCUGGUAGUGCAACGUUUGGUGGGAUAACACCCGCUUGUAUUCCUCCUCCAAUCACUGCAUCAGGACACCACAGUGACAAUGGCCAAGUCCAGAAAAAGGAAGGCGACAGUGGAAAUGAUAGCUCUAGUCGGAGCGACCCUGGCGGAAGUGGUGAUGAGGAUAAUGAGGCACGACUGCGAUUGAAAAGAAAAUUACAGAGAAAUCGAACUUCAUUUACUCCCGAGCAAAUCGAAGCUUUAGAAAAAGAGUUUGAAAGAACUCAUUAUCCAGACGUAUUUGCCCGUGAACGGUUGGCAGCCAAGAUAGACUUACCAGAAGCUAGAAUACAGGCUCUUUCUGUUCAGGUCUGGUUUUCGAACCGCAGAGCCAAGUGGAGACGCGAGGAAAAAUUACGCAACCAACGGAGGGUUGCCGAGCAAGCUGCUGUGGCGGCAGCAGCUGCCAACUCAACUCCUGCUCGACUCUCUCUGAAUUCAGGUUUCCCAAAUGCUCUCUACCCGGGGAUAGGACAGCCAAUGGCUAGUAUGACCGAUUCUUACAGCUCCAUUCCACCGAUGUCCACUUACUCUAUGUCCAACAAUAUGGCACCUAGUUCUUGUCUCCAGCAACAAACACCAUCUUAUUCCUGCAUGCUACCAUCAGGGAGUGCUAGAAACUAUGACCCUCUCUCCCUUGGUAGCUAUGGCAGGCCUUCUUGUCCAACAGCACAACCAUAUGUCAUGCAGCCUAUAAAUGGUCAAUUUGCAACGGUCAACAAUGGCAGCGCUGGGUCAACAGGUCUAAUAUCACCAGGGUUAUCUGUCCCAGUGCAAGUUCCUUCCCAGCCUGGUGAACUGAAUAUGUCCACAGCUUAUUGGCCAAGGAUCCAGUGACCCUGGGAGCGUCAGAAGCACGUGUGUACAGGAAAGAGACUAGCUUUUGACGCUGUUAAUUAGCAUCUUUAACUACUUCUCGUCCGGUUGAACCAUGUGAAACUGUGGAAUUUACGAUUGGUUUAUCUGAUGAAACUGAAAUUUUCACAGGACUGUGGAGAACGUUAGAUAGCAUGCUGUUAUCGAAAAGACCUCAAAGAUUGUGCUCGAAUUACCAAAAAUAUCAGCAUAUGAUAAUACCGUACUCGGGAAAUUUACCAUGAGAUUGGAAUAUUAUUGAAUGGCUUUUAAGCAUUGACAUCAUCAUUACUGAAACACCCCCUUGACUUUACCUAGUCUUCCGGUUUAUCAGUACUUUGGAUGUUUGUAAUAUACUUCUUUGGUUUUCUCAAAAGCUGUGAAUUUGAGAUGUAAAGUUUCCUUAUCAAAUGCAAGAGUUGAGACAUUGGAAGCUGCAACAAAUAUUUCUUGCUUGUUACACAAUUCUGUAUGUAUACUUUCACAAGUGAUGUAAAUUAUUGUACAGCUAACUUUGAAACGACCGUGAAUAACCUUAAACGAAUCUAUGAAUAUAUAUAUAUAUAUAUAUCUUUUUUUAUAUUAAAAUAAAUCAAAUUUAGUAUAGUGCGCUCUUGUUGUUGCAACAUGAUUUUAAGAACGUCUUUGUAGCAUGCUGUAACAGUUUGUAAAUUAGUGCAAAAAUAAUUCCAUGAGUUUACAAAUGUAACCAAUAAUUUCAACUUUACACAUUCGUGAGUAGGCCUGGACUUUCAGGGUUAAAACCAACCACUAAGGAAUAGCGUACGAAACGAGACGUUUUACAGCAUUAUUAGAUGUUGACCUACGCUUUUCGUGUAAUUCAAAUACCACAAGAAUAAGUUUAUGAUUUGUCAAAAUCUGUUAAGACAUUGCGAUUUUGUUGUGGAAAAAGGUCCAGUGUUUUUUCAUCAUUUACUUUUACGGAAGACUUUCCAUUCUAUUGCACCAGUAAUUAUAAAAGAUCGAAAACUAACAAUAAAUCGAUGCACGUGAUUAUUCUACAUUAUUUACUAGUAAUAAAGAUACUAUGUCCAGAACGUAUACGCCACCUUAAGUCUCACAGUAAAUGACUAGUAAGAAGAUUUACUCACAACUCUAUUUGUUAUUAGUGCAAUAAGUACUUGUGUUAAUGCUAUGAGUUGAAACACGUGGAGAAUCUAUCGACGGCCACUGUGUGAAGACCCUUUUUAUGAUGUUGAAAUAGUUCACACCCAUAGCUUUAUAAAUAUAGAAAUUUCUUUGACACUACUGAUAGAGAAAACUAUAACUGUUACAGUGGGUUAUAUAUCCUUAACGAUCUGUGUCUAUAUAUAUAUAUAUAUAAUUAAAACCAUUUAACAAAACUAAUUGGAAAUUUGUUUUCUAAUUUAUUUCCGUCCGAGUUUAAGAAAUGCAAACAACUCAAUAAAACGUGUUUUUUUGUCAUUUUUCUAUCUAGAGGUAAAGGUUUAUAUUGUGAGUGAAAUUGUUCCUUUCGUUAAAAGAAAAAAUAACGAAUGUUUUACACGCAGUUGUUAAUAUCUUUUUAAUCUAUACAUUUUGGUUUCUUAACACCUUUCAUUCUUUAACCAUUAUGAUCCUUUCUUGCUGGUACAAAUAAAUGUUUAAAUAUAUGUAUUGAACAAAUGCUAUUUUUCUUAUGUUGAAGUAAAUUUCGACGUAUUUUGAUUCUAUAUUCGUGAAACUUAGAUAGAGAAACUGAUGCUUAAAAACUGAGAAUAUUAAAAAUAAUUUAUAGUUUGGUAAAUGAUAUGAGAAGCAAUAGAUAAUUACUCCUUAUAGGUUUCAAAGGAGCUACAAGUAUUCAGAAUAAUUGUCGAGCCCUACUUCAUAUGGUAAUUUUAGCUUAAAAGCAUAUUGUACAUAUGAAAUGUUUCGUUCUCAGUAAAGUACAAUUUUAAACAAACAAUGGCCUCUUUAGUUAGAAUUUAAACAUUACAGUAGCCCUUACCUCGUCGUAAAACAAACAAACGAACCCAUUUUUUUAUUUAAACUAACUUUUGAUUCUGAACAAAACCAGGGUUCAAUCACGUGAAAAUAACAGAUUUAUAUUACACGACAGAUUAUGCCCCUUUAUAACGAUUAAACAAGAUGGUAGCUCCAUGAUGACAAGUGAUAUAUUAUUUCUUACAAAAAUGGGGAAAAUAAUACAUCAAUAUGACGUGUUAGAUCUGUAAAUUGUAAGAUGGGUUAAGGUAGAGUAUUAUAAAAUUAUUCUGACCCCUCAGACAUAACUAUUUCACACGUAACAUCUUAAAACUAAAAAAAGAAAAAGAAAAAAAAGCCAAAGGUGAGAAGGACCUUGAAGGCUUCCUUUUACAUAUAUAGCAAAGAUAAUCUAGUUUGGCUAUUAAUCCAUGCAUAUAAUUUACAUCACUUUAAAUAUAUCGGAAGAAAAUCCACCUUACCAUAACACUUGCACGGUGAGUUUACAGAAUGGAUCAUAUAAAGGAUGAUUUUACAGGUUGGAGAAUGUAUAA